This is a messenger RNA of Gavialis gangeticus (Gharial), 4726 nucleotides long. RefSeq names its product ubiquitin specific peptidase 35 (gene USP35). The record is from RefSeq and is a predicted model, not a curated record. Gene Ontology annotation, cellular component: nucleus; cytosol. Gene Ontology annotation, biological process: ubiquitin-dependent protein catabolic process; protein deubiquitination. Gene Ontology annotation, molecular function: cysteine-type deubiquitinase activity; cysteine-type endopeptidase activity. Lineage: Eukaryota; Metazoa; Chordata; Crocodylia; Gavialidae. Bases 368 to 3367 code for a protein of 999 amino acids. The transcript has 13 exons.
CAGCCGCCGCAGCGCAGCUGGGAGCAGGCGCUGCCGGCUGGUGCGGGCUGCGUCUGCAGCUGCGGCACCACGGGGAUUGGCACCCUGGAGCUUCUGAUGGAUUCUUGCAAAGAGCCUUGACCUCAGGCUUUCACAUCCAUCCGCUUCGGUCGGGGGCAUGGUGCUCUGAGCCUGGCCUAGGCAGGUGCUUUAUCUGGAUAAAGGAAGAGAGACCUCUUAAGGGAGAGGAGAGAGCCUUAUUCUUGACAGGACACUGGCCUGCUUACCUGCUCUUAUGGCCUGUUACGGGAUGUCUUUGCUGUUUCUGGCUCUGUUUUGUAGCUGCACGUGAAGACUUGAUUGGUGAUUUCAGCAUCUGAAAGCAAAGAUGGAUAAGAUCCUGGAAGCCGUGGUGAUGUCUUCAUACCCCAACAAUGUGAAGCAAGGACUUGUGAGACGGGUCAUUGAGGCAGCAAAGCAGCCCAUGGAUAGCGAGCAGUGCUGGUCCAUGCUGGAGCUCUCCACCAAGCUUUACCUCACAGGCGACACCAAGUACAAGAGGGAGAUCGGAAAGGAGGUGUUGGAAGUUUAUGGACACUACCAUCCGGAGGAGUUUGAAGAGUUCUUCAAUGUCCGCUUCCUCUUGAGCCUCCUCCAGGAGGGCUAUGGGCCUCUGGGGAAAAGGAGCCAUUAUGUGCUGGAUUACAUCCACCUUGGGCUGCAGUUCGUCUUGGAGAGCCCGUCGGCUAAUGAUAUUUUCAGCCUCUUGAAGAUUGAAGUGCUCCGGAAAGUCUGCGAGAGGCCCGGACCCAAGCAGUGCGCCAAGAUCGGUAAACUCCUCAUGCAGCAUCCUCAGUGCAUCCCCACCGGCAAGCACCAGGUCUUGUUCUGCCAGCAGCUAAUACGGUGCAUCGGGCAGUUCCAGUGCAUCUCGGAGGGUGAGGAGGAGAUCAUGGAGUUUCUAGACCAUGUGAACAAAGUGAGCGGACUGCUGCAGAAAAUCUGGAGAGCUCAGACGUCCGCCAUCCUCCCAUCCCUAAAAGAGCUCUUCACAAUCAUUUCUUCAACAGAGGAGCAGGAAGCUCCAUCCAAUGCCUUGGCCAGUGUGGUCCAGUAUGUUCCUCUGGAGCUCAUGGAUGGCGUCAUCAGAAACCUAACCAAUGAUGACAGCAUAACCGAUGCCCAGAUGAUGACGGCGAUUAGUAGGAUGAUCGAUUGGGUCUCUUGGCCUCUAGGGAAGAACAUAGACAAGUGGAUCAUUGCUCUGUUGAAGGGUUUGGCUGCAGUGAAGAAAUUCAGCAUCUUGAUCGAAGUGACUCUUUCCAAAAUUGAAAAGGUCUUUUCCAAGCUGCUGUACCCCAUCGUGAGGGAGGGGGCCCUGUCUGUCCUGCAGUACAUGCUGCUGAGUUUCCAGCACUCGCACGAAGCUUUCCACUUGCUGCUUCCUCACGUCCCCCGGCUGGUGGCAUCUCUGAAGAAGGAAGAUUCGAACUCUGCAACGAGCUGCCUGGAACAGCUGGCCGAGCUGAUCCACUGCAUGUUCUUCCGGUUUUCGGGAUUUCCAGAUCUCUACGAACCAGUCCUGGAGGCAGUCAAAGCUCUCCCGAUUCCCAAUGAGGACCGAAUUAAACAUUUACUGGGGCAGAACGCUUGGACCUCCCAGAAGAAUGAGCUGGCCUGUUUCUAUCCACGCCUAGCUUCUAAGUCAGAAACGGGAAAGAUUGGCUUAAUUAACCUGGGGAACACCUGCUACAUGAACAGCAUCAUCCAGUCCCUUUUCAUGGCCUCAGACUUUAGACAUUCGGUGCUGAAUUUAACGGAAAGCAAUGCACAGCCCCUGAUGACAAAGCUCCAGUGGCUCUUUGCAUUUCUGGAGCACAGUCAGCGACCUGCCAUCUCGCCUGAAAGUUUCCUCUCGGCAUCCUGGCCUCCGUGGUUCAGCCCUGGUGCUCAGCAGGACUGCUCCGAAUACCUGAAGUAUCUGCUGGACCGAUUGCAUGAAGAAGAGAAAACUGGGAAAAGAAUUUACCAAAAGCUCAAAGAGUCUAACUUGAUGUCUCAGGCCAAGGAGAAUCACUACUUAAACAAGACCUUAGUUGAGAAAAUGUUUGGGGGUAAAAUGACCACCAAAAUUCGCUGUCUGAAGUGUUUGAAUGUCUCCUCCCGAGAAGAAGCCUUCACAGACCUGUCCUUGGCUUUCCCGCCAAUUGAAAGGCACGGACAUAGGCCAAACCACACCACCAUUUUGCCAGUGGAAGAAAUCAGCCCCCAGAUUAUAGAGCCACCUGUAAAACCCCAGAGCCAGAUAAUAGACUCUCCUGGGAGACAGAGGAAACGCCACGUGUCUGGAGAGCAACCCACGCAGCUAGUGCAGGUGGAAACGUUAGGCUUCCAGGAAGCAGGGGAGCAAGAGGCUCCUAUUGACUUGAGACAUGAUCCUGCUGGUAGGGAGAUGGGGAAAGAUCCACUCUUGGCUUUUGGAGAGCAGACGUGUAGUUCCAAGGACUCCAGAUCUGUCCCGGACUUGAUCAACUAUUUUCUAUCUCCAGAGAUGCUGACAGCAGAGAAUAAAUACCAUUGUGACAAGUGUGCUUCCUUGCAAGAUGCAGAGAAAGUGGCUGAGUUGACAGAAGGGCCUCACUACCUUAUCCUCACCCUGCUGAGGUUCUCUUUCGACCUGAGGACCAUGAAGAGGAAGAAGAUCUUGGAUAACGUCUCGAUACCACUGGUGCUGAAGCUACCUGUUCUGGUUGCGUCAGAGGAACCGGAUGAUGUUUGCCCUCCCAGGCAGGAGAGGGCUGCAUCAGGGACUGGCUUUGUGUCUGUGGUGUAUGACCUCUGCAGUGUGGUGGUUCAUUCUGGGGUCUCCUCUGAGAGUGGCCACUACUACUGCUACUCCCGGGAGGGUACUGAUACAGGUGCCAGGGCACAGCCACGGGAUGGGGCUCAGAAAGCCACCUCUGAAAAGCAGCUGGACUUUGAAAUCCAGUGGUACCUCUUCAAUGACACCAGAGUCUCCUUCUCCUCCUUUGAAUCUGUCAGCAAUGUGACCUCUUUCUUCCCCAAAGACACUGCCUAUGUGCUCUUCUACCAGCAGAGGCCAGGCAAGCAGAGCUGCACAAUGUACGCGGAGGCUUCGGAUGCUGUCCAGCUGCAUGGGGAGCCCUCGCUCAAUAAAGACUUGAUGGAAGCCAUUUCCAAAGACAACAUCCUGUAUUUGCAGGAGCAAGAAAAGGAAGCAAGAAACAGAGCUGCCUAUAUCUCGGCCUUGCCCAAGUCACCCCUGUGGUGGAGAGACUUUGACAGGGACAAGGAUGAUGAAGGCUCCUCAGGGGGCUGCGGCUCUGCUGCUGGAGGUGGAGGCUCGUUUCAUGGCCUCGUCUUCUAGGAACACCAUCUGCAACAGACACUGACUAUAACCAACAAGCUCUGCUUCAGCCUUUGUUUCUAAGCAAGCAGCUGGGCCCACAAAAGCUGGUCUCCUCUGCUGUACACCCUCACUGCAGGCAGUGUGACUGUGGAGAGGGAUCCGGCCCUGAAUUCUUGCACCUAGGAGGAAGGAUUCGCUGCUAAUUCAGGGAAUGCAUUGCUGCCAGGUACUGGUGUGAGGAGAGCCCCAUUGCUUUCUAUGCACUUUAUCCUAAAUGCCUUAACAGAAUACUAUUUACUAAGCUCCGUGGUGACUUGAAGUAUCAUUUUGUCCAACUGGUCACUUCCUCUUGCUUGCUGUGGGAACCAUCAAUCAGGACCUCGAUGAGGAGGGGCUCAGAGGAUCAAGAUGCCUUUGGAAGAAACUAAGCCGGGACCUGGAUGUGGAGGUCUACAGUGCUUACACACCCCUUCCUCUGAAGGAGGGCCAAGAUCUUCCAGAAUCAGCUAUGAAUUUUGGGGCAGGUUGUUUUGGAGGACCUAAUUAACUCACCUCACCCACCCUCUCCUUGUGGACUCUCUGUAGGGCAUCAUCAGUAGGGGAUCUCCAAAUGAAGGCACCUCAAAUUAGUAGUCCCUUCUGCAAUACUUGGCCUUGAAAGACUGCAGGCUGCACCAUCUCCAGAGGUCCAUCUGAUAUCCUAGCAGUUAGGCAACUUGAACAUAGGAUAUCAGUGCAAUGCACCGUGUGUGUGUGUGUGUGUGUGUGUGUGUGAGAUCACAGCUCCCUCGGCCUGCAGUCACUAAGAACGAUUGCAGCCUGUUGCUUAUGCCCAGUUGCUGGGACAACUCCUCUGUCUCCAAUGGUUGGGGCUUGUGCCUUUCAAGAAAAAGGGUCCUGCCUUCACUUCCUCUAGAUGGCUGUGGUGCAUAUGGAUAUUGUGAAUCCACAGAAUGGAAAGCAAAGCACGGGACUGAAGUUGAAUGAUGACAGAGGGUAAAUUCUGCAACAAGUUGGCUACUAUCACGCACUAUACUGCUGUUCUUCAUUGUGUUCGUAGCGAUAAAGGAAAGGAAAUCAUUCCUCAUGAAGGACUGCUGCAUGCUUAGCAUUUCCUACAGGUAUCAGAGCCUGAUUACGAUUCCCACGUACUCUGGUGCUUCAGAAGAGGAGAUGCUGCUGUGCUCGUACUGCUAUUAAUCACCUGAUGCCUUGUAAAUAUUCCCAAUCGUGCUGCUUUGCUGUUUUAUCAUGCGACUGCUCCUCACUCUCUCGAAAGAGGUUUUGAGGCUGAGGGAGUUUUGCCUUUGUACAAAAUGCAGGCGUGAGCCACUGUGUUCAGCUCUUGACUUGUGAAUAAAAUCUUCCCAAAGGCUU